CUAUAUAAAACAAUUAUUCAUUACACUUCUGGGUUUCCAAGUAUACUCACAUAUCUUAAUUUUAAUUUCCAUUUUCAAAAAUUAGAGAGAGAAGUAUCUGGAGGUUCAUACUUGGAUCUUUGACUUUGAUGAUUAUAUAUAAGGCCUUUUUUGGUUUUACUUUUGAUGAUACUGCCCUCUUUUUAUUGAUUUUAUUGUGUAAAUGAAGUAUCUGCUGCUCAAUAUUCGAGCAUUACAGUGGACAUAUAUUACAUUAUAAAGCUGAGCAAUCUUGAUUUUUGUUUGUUUGGUACUUAACAAUCUUGAAUCUUCCCAUACAUGUGUUGUGAGGCCAAUUUAUUUUUUCUGAAUCUUCCCAUACAUAUAUUGAUGCAAGUAAUUUAAUAAUACCAACCUUAGCCCAUACUUUAAAUAAAUGAAAAUCAGUUAGCACAAAAGUAUAUGCAUUUAUUUUUAAAUAAUGUUAACUCUAUUAAAUUGUUUAUUUGAGAUCUUUGUUCUCUAUUAGGCCAAAAAUGAGUGAAAGUCGCAAUGCUCCCCGUUUAAAUGAGAGGAUCCUAUCAUCUUUAUCCAAAAGAUCAGUUGCUGCACAUCCUUGGCAUGAUCUUGAGAUUGGACCCGAAGCACCCCACAUUUUCAACUGCGUUGUCGAGAUAACAAAAGGAAGUAAGGUUAAAUAUGAACUCGACAAGAAGACAGGGAUGAUUAAGGUAACAGAGACCACAUGGUGGGUUGGGUUAACUCACAGUUCCGCAGCCUUCUUGUUAAGGUGACAGCACAAGAUGUGUCAACCAUGCUGAGAUGUGAACAAAGGACCAUCAUCUUCCUUAUAGAACCCGGGAAUUUUUGUUUCUUAGUAGAUGCUUUCAUAGUACUUGUAUGUAUAAUUAGUUUGAAUUGCAUCUUUUGUGCCGAUUUGUUUUGUAAUAACUUUCAACUUACCACUAGGCACUAGGUUAACUUUAUUUCAUCUUGGAAUUGAAAUAUUUUUGCGUAUUGAGAAGCAUGAAUUGAUCUAGUAUUAUGUUUACCUAAAUUUAGUCAAUAUAUUGUAUAUUUUUCAUCUUUAUAAAAG
This is a messenger RNA of Camellia sinensis, 1075 nucleotides long. Lineage: Eukaryota; Viridiplantae; Streptophyta; Magnoliopsida; Ericales; Theaceae. The record is from RefSeq and is a predicted model, not a curated record.